This is a messenger RNA of Rhizopus microsporus ATCC 52813, 826 nucleotides long. Its product is annotated as 4'-phosphopantetheinyl transferase. The coding region runs from base 1 to 768 and encodes 255 amino acids. The record is from RefSeq and is a predicted model, not a curated record. Gene Ontology annotation, cellular component: cytosol. The transcript has 5 exons. Gene Ontology annotation, molecular function: magnesium ion binding; holo-[acyl-carrier-protein] synthase activity. Lineage: Eukaryota; Fungi; Mucoromycota; Mucoromycetes; Mucorales; Rhizopodaceae.
AUGGCACAACCUGAUUUAUUAUGCUUCAACAUUCAGAAUGCUUUUGAAGGGAGCAAAUUUCAGGAAGCACUAGAAAAGUUACCAAAGGAGGAACAAAGUUCUGUGUUGAGAUUCAAGUUUGCUAGAGAUCAGCAUUUGACCUUGGGUGGUUUAUUAUUACGUAGAUACUAUUUCUCUAAACACUUUAAUGUUCCUUGGUCACAGUUGGAAUUUGCUAGACGCCCUGGUGGGAAGCCAUACUUGAAACACUACGAUAACAUUGACUUUAAUAUAUCUCAUGAAGGCUAUUGGGUUAUCUUUGGUUGCAUUAAGGAUAUGAACAUUGGUGUGGAUGUUGUUGUUGUAGAUAAUUCAAAUAAUUCAUUAGAUGAAUUCAUUCAUGCCUUUGAGUCACAGUUGACUAUAGAUGAAAUGAGCUUAAUCGCUAAUAGUAAAUAUGAUAAACUCUCGACCUUUUAUGAAAUUUGGGGAUGUAAAGAAAGCUAUAUUAAAGCAAUUGGCGUUGGCCUUGCUUUGGAAUUAGAUCAGUUGAAUUUUAGGAACGAGAAUGAUAUGAUCAAAUUGUAUCUCAAAGGCAAAAGGCUUGACUUUUGGUCCUUUUAUAUGACUUAUAUUGAUCCUUGUGCUAUAGCAGUUGUAUGCUGUGGAGGUAAUGAUUCAUCCAUCGUCAACUUUCACAAUACAAAUACAAAGCUUAUUGGUGAACCAAUACCUUCAGACCAAGCCAACCUAUUUCAUCACUGUCAACUAGACACUCUAUUGCCCUAAUAAUAAUAAAAUGGAAUCAACGCGUAUGUUCGCGCAUUAAACGCGCUGUUGUCGGAUG